This is a messenger RNA of Pseudoliparis swirei, 2516 nucleotides long. RefSeq names its product EI24 autophagy associated transmembrane protein (gene ei24). The transcript has 11 exons. NCBI's taxonomy places the organism in Eukaryota, Metazoa, Chordata, Actinopteri, Perciformes, Liparidae. Gene Ontology annotation, cellular component: endoplasmic reticulum. Gene Ontology annotation, biological process: macroautophagy. The record is from RefSeq and is a predicted model, not a curated record. Bases 213 to 1235 code for a protein of 340 amino acids.
CACGGUCCUGGCUGCUCCGUAGUGUCUGUUUGGUUGUUGUUGUUGUUGUUGUUGUCACGUUGAGGGGGCAAAAGAAAGAAUUGACGAAGUUAACACAAGCCCGGGCUGUCGCAUGAGGUUACUGGCUGAGCCCCUCCUUGCCAUGAGCGCUGACCACCAAGUUGCCAGCCCCCCCUCCUUCUGCAGUUGAUGGAUCUGCAGCUGGUCCAGAGAUGACAGACAGCGUCAGGGCCUUCUUCUGCAAUGUUGCGACGGGGAUCAAGGACUCCAUAUUGGGGAUUGGAACAAUCUCCAAGCUGGAUGCCCGCAUCCAGCAGAAGAGGGAAGAGCAGCGGAGGCGAAGGGCCAGCGGGGCCCUGGCACAGAGACGGGCACAGAGUGAGGAGCGCAGACCAGACAAUGACCCCAAAGUAGCCAGCAGGAUCUUUCAGUGCUGUGCCUGGAAUGGAGGAGUGUUCUGGCUCAGUCUGUUUCUCUUCUACCGGGUGUUUAUCCCACUGCUGCAGACUCUCACUGCAACAAUCAUAGGUGACCCCUCCCUCCAUGGCAGCGUGUGGACCUGGUUAGAGUUCUUCCUGACCUCCGUCUUCAGUGCUCUCUGGGUUCUCCCUCUGUUCGUCCUCAGCAAGAUAGUCAACGCCAUCUGGUUCCAGGAUAUAGCCGACUUAGCAUUUGAAGUGUCUGGAUGUAAAGCGCAGCCGUUCCCCAGUGUCAGUAAGAUCAUCGCAGACAUGCUCUUCAACCUCCUUCUCCAGGCACUCUUCCUCAUUCAGGGAAUGAUUGUUAGCCUCUUCCCCAUCGAUGCCAUCGGACAGAUGGUUAGCCUCCUCCACAUGUCGCUGCUCUACUCCCUGUACUGCUUUGAGUAUCGCUGGUUCAACCACGGCAUUGAGAUGCACCAACGGCUGUCCAAUAUCGAGAGGAACUGGCCCUAUUACUUCGGCUUUGGUCUGCCCAUGGCUCUUCUGACUGCCAUGCCCUCCUCAUACAUCAUCAGUGGCUGCUUGUUCUCCAUCCUCUUCCCUCUAUUCAUCAUCAGCGCUAAUGAGGCAAAGACGCCAUCAAAGCCGUACCACUUCCAGCUGCGUCUCUUCUCCCUGGUCGUUCUGAUCAGCAACAAGCUUUUCCACAAGACGGUCCACCUGCAGUCCUCCCUGACGUUGUCCACUUCCUCGGAGAGGCUGUCGUCGCCCCACACCUCCCCGACCCGCCAGAGACCUCUCCCCACCCAGUGAAGGAACCGCUUGAAGGAGAUAGGAAAAGCCCUCGGUGUGGAAAAAGUGAUUCUUCCAGGCGGAUUUCCUUAAUUGAAGAUGCCAUGUGGUGUAGGACAAAGGGUUUACAUCCAUCUAAUCUCUACCCCUUUACCUAUUCGUUUGCAGAGCCCACCAGACACAUUUUCAGUGUGACACAAAAAAAUCGACUGCCCUGUGCCUCACUCUCAAAACACAUUAUAUACUCAGCUCUUGACUUGUUUUCUCUUUUCAAAAUUCUGUUGAUUUCUUUUUUGUAUAAUGUGCCAUUUGAGUGACUCCUUUACUAAAUGACAGCACAAGAAAUCUUUUUGUUUGAAUAUGUUUAAACAAAUGUGUGACGAAAGGAUUUUUUAAGCGAAGGGGCUUGUUUGUAUUCAGAAGCAAAGCACAGUCUUGUUGUACCCACAUUACAUGGGUGUGUCACGUUGAAAGUCACAUUCCUUCCUCGCAGAUUGAAUGUUUUGUUGCACAUAGAUGUGUUUUUAUGUCAAAUCAUGGUGUCCUAUCAGUUCCAGAAAUAACCUUGUACAGUUAAAGGAAAAGAGAGUCUUUUUUAAUCCUGUAAGAGCUUUGUUUAUCGUAGAAUAUACAAACCAGUACAGGAGCUGCUAAAAAACAAAACAAGGAUUGGUGACCUUAGUAAUGGAAACCAAGUCACAAAGUCACUCUUGUCGUGUGUUGAAGCUUUCUGUCUCAUCCCAAAUUGAAUCUCACUCCACCGUCCGAUGAGAUGCGCAUGGUGGCGCCAGCGGAGGAAAAGCUGCCUGAGCGUUUUCAGUCUGAAUAGAGGAGGUGAAAGGAGAGAUGACACUGCCAAACUGUUGCUUCUAUGUUACGUUUCUUUCACUUCAACCACUACAAUGCUCAACUCUGCAAUACAGGAAGGAGUCGCAUAGUUAACGUAUUUGUAUCCUAACAAAAGAGUGAUCGGCCUUGAUCCCCUUGCUCUAGUCCCCCCCCCCUUCCCAGAGAGAACUGAAGUAAAUAUUCAGUAACUGGUCCAGAGGGAUCAUCGGGCUGUUUGAUUUCUGUGCUGUACAUAAUGUCAAUACACCCUGAAUGUUCAACCAGAAGCCCACCACCACGCAGCCACCCAGAUCUUUCUCUUUCUCAUCAGAGCGGGGGCGUGAUAUUUCUUUUUUGAAAAACAAUGUGCAAUUAUUGUAAGAAGAGCAUAGUGUUUGUGCAGACUGAUGUAUGUGAGUGAGGUUUUGUAAAAGUAAUAUGUCUAUUUAAAAUAAAAUUGGUCAGUAUUCAUUA